GUCGCCCCUCGUUGUCCAAUCACAGCUGACGUUGUUGGGAGGUCUUUAUUGACAAGGGGAGAAGGUGACUCUUCGACGAGGAGAGUGGUACCUCCAAAAAUCCUAACACAUAACCCAAAAAGACUGGCAUUUUCCAAGUGAGCCAGCAUGUCUUCUUUUGGAAGGGCGUUGGGAGUCUUUCGGACAGGCACCCAGCUGCUUAGACGCGGUCCAAAAAGGAUAACGACCAGAAAGGCUAGCGGUGGCCCGCACAUUGAGCCACAGUACAGGCAAUAUCCCCAGCUAACGAAGAGCCAGAAAUUCGAGUCAGAGCUAAUCAGUGGAGCAAUGUGGUUUUGGAUCCUUUGGCACUGUUGGCAUGAUCCUGAUGCAGUCCUGGGUCAUUUCCCUUGGCCUGAUGCUUCCAAAUGGACAGAUGAGGAGCUUGGAAUCCCAGCAGAUGACGAGGAAUAAGAUCACCAGGAGGGAUUCACGCUGCUGUGCAAGUCCUUGUGGAAACCUUCAGGAUAUUCUUAAAGUCAUUGUUGUACAUAGACUAAUAAAAUUAUCUUUAACUAAGUCAAA
This is a messenger RNA of Xiphias gladius (swordfish), 564 nucleotides long. RefSeq names its product NADH:ubiquinone oxidoreductase subunit B2 (gene ndufb2). Lineage: Eukaryota; Metazoa; Chordata; Actinopteri; Istiophoriformes; Xiphiidae. The coding region runs from base 148 to 453 and encodes 101 amino acids. The transcript is spliced from 4 exons. The record is from RefSeq and is a predicted model, not a curated record. Gene Ontology annotation, cellular component: mitochondrial inner membrane.